Drosophila serrata is the source of this 1386-nucleotide messenger RNA. It is a transcript of the gene Rh3, whose product is annotated as Rhodopsin 3. Gene Ontology annotation, biological process: visual perception; G protein-coupled receptor signaling pathway. The record is from RefSeq and is a predicted model, not a curated record. Gene Ontology annotation, cellular component: membrane. Lineage: Eukaryota; Metazoa; Arthropoda; Insecta; Diptera; Drosophilidae. Gene Ontology annotation, molecular function: G protein-coupled receptor activity.
GACCGGAGCAUGGAGUCCGAUAACGUGUCCGCCAGUCUGUUUGGCAACGUGUCCACCGUGCUGCGGCCGGAGCCGCGUCUGUCCGCGGAGUCGCGCUUGCUGGGCUGGAAUGUUCCGCCGGAGGAGCUGCGUCACAUACCCGAGCACUGGCUGACGUACCCUGAGCCGCCCGAGUCGAUGAACUACCUGCUAGGCACUCUCUACAUAUUCUUCACGCUUAUGUCGAUGCUGGGCAAUGGUUUGGUCAUUUGGGUCUUUUCGGCGGCCAAGUCACUGCGUACUCCCUCAAACAUCCUGGUGAUCAAUCUGGCUUUUUGCGACUUCAUGAUGAUGAUCAAGACGCCAAUCUUCAUCUACAAUAGUUUCCACCAGGGCUAUGCCUUGGGGCACCUGGGUUGCCAGAUCUUUGGCAUCAUUGGCUCUUAUACAGGAAUUGCAGCGGGUGCCACGAAUGCCUUUAUAGCCUACGACCGCUUCAAUGUGAUCACCCGACCCAUGGAGGGUAAGAUGACCCAUGGCAAGGCCAUCGCCAUGAUCAUCUUCAUCUAUAUGUACGCCACCCCUUGGGUGGUGGCUUGUUACACGGAAACAUGGGGUCGCUUUGUGCCCGAAGGCUACUUAACCUCCUGCACCUUUGACUACCUGACCGAUAACUUCGAUACACGCCUCUUUGUGGGCUGCAUUUUCUUCUUCAGCUUCGUCUGCCCCACCACAAUGAUCACCUACUACUACUCCCAGAUUGUGGGUCAUGUCUUUAGCCAUGAGAAGGCCCUGCGGGAUCAGGCCAAGAAGAUGAACGUGGAUUCGCUGCGCUCGAAUGUGGACAAGAGCAAGGAGACGGCAGAGAUUAGGAUAGCCAAGGCGGCCAUCACGAUCUGCUUCCUAUUCUUUUGUUCCUGGACUCCCUACGGAGUGAUGUCCCUAAUUGGUGCCUUUGGAGACAAGAGUCUCCUAACUCCAGGAGCCACAAUGAUCCCAGCCUGUGCCUGCAAAAUGGUGGCCUGUAUCGAUCCCUUUGUCUAUGCCAUAAGUCAUCCCAGAUACCGCAUGGAGUUGCAGAAAAGAUGUCCCUGGCUGGCGAUUAAUGAAAAGGCACCGGAAUCGUCAGCCGUUGCCUCCACCAGCACCACCCAGGAGCAGCAACAGUCCACCGCUGCCUAAUGGAGUGGAAGCAGAAAACCACCCAAAGUCACCCACAAAAGACCGACCACGAUGAUGAACUGAAUUGCUAACGAAAUCGUAAUACGAAAUGUCAAGGAAACAAUGUAUUAAUAUUUAACCGAAUUCAACUACUGUUCAAUGUGUAACAAACGUAUUUUCAAUUAUUAUUUGUAGCUAACUUUGUGUUUAUGAAUGAAAUAUAGUGAAAUUACUGCAUGCCACAAA